Messenger RNA from Physcomitrium patens, 7258 nucleotides. The record is from RefSeq and is a predicted model, not a curated record. Lineage: Eukaryota; Viridiplantae; Streptophyta; Bryopsida; Funariales; Funariaceae.
CAGGUCUCGGAGCGGGAGGGGGAGGGGGAGUGGGAGCGGGGAGCUGGAGGGCAGUAGCAGCGACAGGCACAGACAGAAACUCCACUGAUGACCUUGACGAUGCUGUCUGCCGUACUCCGACGAUUUGCGCCGCUCUGAUGCCGCCUUUUUGUCAAGUACUCCUCCAUUCGCAUCGCGCUUUGCGCCUUCCAAUGAGCUUCGUCGCAACGGACACCGUCCUGGAUGUUACCUUUCAAAGCGGUUUCUGUGUUUUGAAGUGGAGCGUUAGGUGUUGGCAAGGAUUUGGUCGUUGCGCAAGAGCUGGAGUACCGGCGAGUGGAAGGUUAGUGUAGUGUGUAUUUCGGUGCGAGAGGCGGGAGGAGUGAUUGUGGAGGAUGUCUCACACUGCGUAAGCCCUCUCUACAUAUGUUUCGUCUUCAUUUGGCAGCUACUGGGGUUAAAUGGUUACUAGCUUACUUUCCUAUCUCGGCUAGGACUUUUGGCAUGUUCACUGAACUUCUUGAGCAUUUUAGGAUGCAGGGAAGAGCACAACACUAAUGCAUUUGGUCGCUGGAGCGCCUAUAUGGUCGGUGGAAAGCGUCAAGGAGGGAAAAGGAUCCAGGUUCGACGUGUCGGACUCAGUAGGACAAUGUAGGGUAGGUAGUCAUGAUCGGAGGGACGAGGAGGAGACAUGGGGACUCAAUGCAGAGACAGAAAGCUCUGCAUUCUGGGAGCUGAGCUUCGAGACUAGAGCUGUCGUCGACAGCGGAUCAAUUAAGAAGCAGGGGAUGGAUGAAAUUGCCUUGAGCGGGCAGCGGUUCAAACGUAUCCCACACCCGUACAUCGGGCAGUCAACAGAUCUUGAGUCCUUGCUGAAUGGGAAUGGAGACCCUUUCCCACAUUUCAAAGAGCUUCUUCAAAGCUACAGGGCUGAAUGGGUGAAGGAUGAGUUCAAAUACGGUCAUUAUGAAGCUGUGCCACCGCCAGCCUUAGAACAUCAGAUUUUUGAAGGACCCGACACUGACAUACAGACAGAGUUUCGGCUUUCUAACGUCAGACUCGGCAGAAAUGGUGAUGUUACUGAUGAUGAAGAUCCUCAAACUCCACGACGGCUUUCAAGACGUUUUUCUGUACGGUCAUCUGGUCGUUUCUCUAUGAGAUCUACGACUAGUGAUGCACCUGAAGCAUUGCACACAAAUAUCUCAAAGCAUUAUGGGGUUGCUCCGUUACCUCCUUAUGAGCCCGUUUAUAAUUGGCGAGCAACAAGGGCAUCUGUACUUGGACAAAGAACUUCGGAACUUCCAUCAGCAAUAUCAUCUAGUAGCGGGCUGAAGGUUUCUGUGAAGGUUGUCUCUUUGAAUGUUCAGGCCGGACUUGUCGAACCCAUGUACGGUACCUUGUGUCUCUAUCAUCGAGAGAAGCGGGAGAAAUUAUCAGAAAAUUUUCACUUCCGAUGUUUACCAUCAGAGUUCCAAGAUUGUGUAACUUGGCAGGAGGGUGGUAAUUGUCUGAGAAGAGCUAUAUUUUCACUGGAGGCAGCGUCGCCAGCAAUAUGUUUGUUGAUCCAGCUUGAAAAGCAUGUGACUGAGGAAGGAGGAGUAACGGCUCAUGUUUAUUCUCGAAAAGAACCUGUACACUUGACCGAGAGAGAAAAGCAGAAGUUACAGGUCUGGGCGCGCGUGAUGCCAUUCAGGGAGCCUUUCGCGUGGGCAGUAGUUGCUCUGUUUGAUGCAAAUAUAACAGGAGGUGUAGGAGGAUUCUCAUCUUCUCCAAGCAGCCCACUUCCACCAGGACUUUUUGGACCAUCUUUGAUGGAAGCAUCCUUGGAUUCUGAUGGACGACUUAUAGCUGAUGCUAAGACAGAAUCAUCUAGUGUGCCAGUUUUGGUUGAUGUUCAGAGCCUUCGCCGGGUCAAAGAAAAUUACACGGAGGAAAUGCUUCAGGAUCCCAAGUACAAAGUGCACAAACCCGUGAAGGCCAUCCUUCGUCUCGAGAUAGAGAGGUUAUCUACUGAAGAUCAUGACCAAGAUUCCAUAUUUGAGUGUGGUAGUUUUGGUCGUGGGUCCACUGAUGGUGAUUCCCGCUUGACAGUAGGACCCUCUUUCUCAGGGCGUUUCAUGCAGGGGCUGGGCAUGACGAAGGUUACGCAUAAUGGGCGGCAGAAAUGGAGCCCUGGAAGAAAACAUCGCUAUCUGCAUUCCGGCAGUGUUGGCAGCAUUGAAUUUGGAAAGUUUGACUUCCGGGCUAUUGAGUUUCGAUCGGGUUCGAAAGUUGAGGUUUUACCUCAGCUAUUGCACUGCCUGUAUGUAUAUCCUCAAUCAGUCAAUUUAAGUCGAAAACGCAAUCUUUUUGUGCGAGUGGAGCUUCGAAAGGAUGAUGUAGACAUUCGCAAAUCUCCUCUCGAGGCCCUUUAUCCGAGGGAUGCUGACAGCUCUAUGCAGAAAUAUGCACACUCUCAGAUCGAUGCAAACACCAAGACACCUCACUAUCAUGAUGAGUUCAAAAUUCAACUACCUGCCGUUCUCUCUCCUGAGCAUCACCUUCUGUUCACGUUUUUUCAUGUGGAUCUACAGAUGAAAAUUGAGGCUCCAAAGCCGGUGGUAGUGGGAUACUCUGUUCUUCCGCUCAUGUUUGUUUGUCAGGUUCAGCGGUUGGACGGCAGCCUACCUAUCGCAAAGGAGCUGUAUUCCAAUUAUCUACAAGAAAAUGUGAAGGAAAGGUUGGAGUACUUGGAUGAUGGCAAAACUGUAUUUAAAUUGAGGUCACGAUUAUGCUCUUCUCUUUAUCCGGUUAAUGAGAGGAUCCGAGAUUUCUUUUCAGAAUACGAUCGACAUGUCUUGCGGACCAGUCCACCCUGGGGUACUGAGCUGAUGGAGGCUAUUAAUGCUCUGAAGACGGUUGAGCCGUCAGCUAUGCUCCAGUUUCUUCAACCUAUUCUCAACAUGCUGCUUCGUAUGAUUCGCGAUGGAGGAGAAACGUUGCAGGUUGCUGCAUUCCGUUCAAUGGUUAACAUCAUUACCAGGGUACAAGCAGAGACAUCUGAUGGGGCUGAAAGAAAUCGUUACCUUGUGCAUUAUGUGGAUUAUGCAUUUAAUGAUUUUGGUGGGCGUCAUGAGCCUGUGUACCCAGGUCUGUGCAGUGUAUGGCGCAGCCUUGCUCGAAGCAAGGCGAAAGGCUACCGUGUCGGACCUGUGUAUGAUGAUGUUCUUUCCAUGGCUUGGGUGUUCCUGGAGCUAAUUGUCAAGUCCAUGGCACUUGAACAAUCCCGCAUUUACUCUGAGUCCCUCCCACCUGGAGAGGAGUUACCACCUUUGCAGCUCAUUGAUGAGGUCUUUAAAAGUAUCGUACAGCUCUAUGAUUGUUUACUGACAGAGGUUCAUGAGCGCUGCAAGAAGGGCAUGCUUCUCGCAAUGAAGCUGAAUAGCAGUAUUGCAUACUUUUGCUAUGACCUUCUCUCUGUAAUUGAGCAUCGACAAGUCUUUGAGCUGGUUGCGCUUUAUUUCAACAAGUUUGCUGGGGUAUGUCAAUCUCUUGUGCACGAAUGUAAGCUUAAUUUUCUGCGCAUCGUCUGUGACCAUGAUCUCUUUGUUGAGAUGCCCGGUCGAGAUCCUACAGAGAGGAAUUAUUUGGCAUCACUGUUGAUGCAAGAGCUCUUUGUUACUUGGGAUCAUGAAGAUCUGACUUUAAGAUCUAAGGCAGCUCGAAUCCUUGUGCAACUUAUGUGCAAGCAUGAGUAUGAUGCACGGUAUCAAACAUUGGAGGACAAAAUGUAUAUUGCCCAACGUUACUUUCCACUAGUUGACCUGAUAUUGGACGAAAUGCCAGUGUUCUAUGGCCUGAGCACUACAGAGAAGCGUGAAGUGCUGGUGUGUGUGCUUCACAUUCUGCGAUAUCUAGACGAUGCAUCUCUUGUUAAAGCUUGGCAGCACAACAUGGAUAGAACAAAGCUUUUUUUCAAACUCCUGGAAGAAUGUCAGGAAUUGCUGGAGUAUAAGAAGGCUGGAGCAGAUGGCUUGAUGGGAGCUAUGCCAGCGAAUGAUCAAGGAGAAGGGCCCCUUCGAUACUCCGAGAAGCUCUCACCUGCAGUCAAUCAGUUUUUGAUUGAGGCAUCUCGGCAGGAUGUCAGACUCACAAAGAUUUCUCCAAAUGCUCAGUGGAUACUUCCACAAACGAGUCCAGAGAUUGGUUCAUUCUGGAAAAGAGCAAGCCCUGUAACAAAUAGUUCAACUAGCCCAGGUCAGCCGCAUUCGUUGCGAGAGGCACUAGCCCAAGCACAGUCUGCGGGAAGAAGUGGAGGCAGGUCUCUUCGUGAGACCUUGCAUCCUAUGCUCCGCCAAAAGUUGGAGCUAUGGGAGGAGAACCUUAGUGCCUCUGCUAUGCUCCAAAUUUUGGAGGUACUUGAGAAGUUUAUAAGUGCAGUAUCAAGUCAAGCUGUUCUCACUGACUACAUGAGGCUUGAUUGUAUCACAACUAUUUUUAUUGGUUUUCUGGGACGCAGCCAGCCGUUGCCAUUUUGGAAGGCCUUUCUACCUUUCUUCAAUAACGUGUUUCGUCGUCAUGGCGCUACCUUGAUGAGUAGGGAGAAUGAUAGGUUCUUGAAGCAAGUAGCAUUUCAUCUACUACGGCUCGGAGUUUUCCGGAAUGAGUCCAUACGGAAACGUUCUGUUGUUGGCCUUCAAAUUCUUGUCCGAAAUGCAUACCACUACUUUCAAGGCCUUUCAAGACUGCGGGUGAUGCUUACAAUCACACUUUCUGAGCUCAUGUCAGAUGUUCAAGUAACACAUCCUAAGAUGGAUGGAUCCUUGGAAGAGAGUGGUGAAUCUCAACGUCUUCGUAGGUCCUUGCAACAGAUUGCACAAGAAAGUAUUAGUGCGGAUCUUCUACGGGAAUGUGGUCUUCCUGAAGAUUCUCUUACUGCUUUGCCAGAAGGUGUGAAUGGCCAACAAUGGAGUUGGGCUGGAGUCGCUGAGCUUUCCACCUCUCUGCUGAAAGCUGUGGAUGCUGCUGUAGGACAUGCUCUUUUGGGUCCUGAGAUUUUAAUGAAUGACAAGUAUGCAACUGCAGAGGCCUACCAUGGUUUGGCGACGGCAUAUACCAACGUGCCCGAUCUGCAUAUAAUGUGGCUUCUGUAUCUCUGCGAAGUUCAUCAAGGCAACCAGUCUUAUGCAGAGGCUGCUCAGUGUGCUGUUGCGGUUGCAGGUGUCAUCAUGCAUGCUAUAGUAGGAAAAGGUGAUCAUGUUUGGGGAAAAGAGCAUGUUGAGGCACUGGGUAAUAUUUUCCCAAUGCUCACUGGUUCCCGCUUUGGGGAUGCUGCAACUGCCGAAAUUGAAGGCUAUGGGUCAUCGAAAUUGACUGUCGAAUCGGCAGUGAAGUACUUGCAGCUCGCCAAUAAACUCUUUGUCCAGGCAGAGCUCUUCCAUUUCUGUGCCGGCAUAUUGGAGCUCAUAAUUCCCGUCCAUAAGUCAAGGCGUGCCUAUAGUCAGCUGUCUAAAUGUCAUACUUCAUUGACCAGCAUCUACGAAGCUAUACUAGAGCAAGAGUCGAGCCCUAUCCCUUUCACGGAUGCAACAUAUUAUCGUGUGGGAUUUUAUGGGAAAAGCUUUGGUAGUUUGCACUGCAAGGAGUAUGUGUACAGGGAACCACGGGACGUGCGGUUAGGGGACAUUAUGAAAAAUUUAGGAAAUAUUUAUGAGCCUACAGUAAUUGAAGGAAAGCAGAACUUGCAUAUUAUCCCCGAUUCUCGUCAAGUGAAUCCAGAGGAUCUUCAAGCUGGCAUUUGUUACUUGCAAAUUACAUCUGUCGAUCCUGUUACAGAGGACGAGGAUUUGGAAAGCAGGCGAGAAAGACAAUCCGGGAGGUCCUCGUCAACAUUCAGUGCACGAGUCUUCGAUCGAUUUUUAUUUGACACUCCUUUCACAAAGAAUGGAAGAUCCCAAGGAGGUUUGGAAGAUCAGUGGAAGAGGCGUACGGUUUUGUGGACUGAAGGGCCUUUUCCAUCUCUUGUAAAUCGUUUAAUGGUUGUGAAGUCUGAGUCGCGAGAAUUUUCGCCAAUCGAAAACGCCAUAGGAAUGAUUGAGACUCGUACAGCAGCUUUAGCAGGAGAGCUCGAUGAUCAACGUAUAAAUGAGGGAGAUCCUCUGCCCCGUUUACAAGGCCUGCAAAGAAUCUUGCAAGGAAGUGUUGCAGUCCAGGUAAAUAGUGGAGUGCUAGGUGUCUGCACAGCUUUCUUGUCUGGGGAACCUUCAACACGAUUGCGCUCACAAGAACUACAGCAGCUGAUAGCAGCACUCUUGGAGUUUAUGGCUGUGUGCAAGAAAGCAAUUCGAGUACAUGCACGACUGAUUGGAGAGGAGGACCAAGACUUCCACUCGCAGCUUGUGAUUGGAUUCCAAUCACUCACAGCAGAGCUAUCCCACUAUAUUCCCGCCAUCUUGUCAGAUGUAACCAUACUUGGGAAACACAGCAAUGUGCUCAAGCUCUGAGAAUGAGCACAGGUUUGCCAGAACUUCGAGUAAGCUUCAGGAAUUGUGAAAUUCUAGGUGUACCCUUACGUCCAUGUAUUAUCCAAAACUGGGGUGUUUUCCUACAGCUGGGUUCCGUGGUAGAAACUAGCUGAUUUUUUCCCGGUUAACUACACUAACUAUGAAAAGUUGGAAAAUUGUGUUACACAUUGUAAUCAUCCUAGUCGUUAAACCAUAGCACUGAAAAGAUAGGGGCUGAAUUUAGUUGUAAUGCAGAGACAGAGUUCUUGAAUUGUAGAUUGGAUAGAUUAGGUAGUUUAUAAACGAGGACUCGAAGAUUCUUUUGAUCAUAUAGACGCAGUAGCAAUGCCCUGAUUAACACUCCUUACUAAAUUACUAGCUGCUCCUUUGUUGACUGACAGAAUGGUGGUCCUUCUGUGGUCGUAUUCGUAAUCCACGAAGCAGACUAGUCCUAACCGGAGAUGUGGAGCUAUGUUGUCGCUGGGCUAUUGGUCCUUACAGACAUCAAUCUCCAGAGUUGGAGGCGUCCCUCUCCGUAUACAUCAUGCUUUAUUUUUCCGUUGAUGCUCUUUCAGCUGUAGCUUCUUACUAGUCUAGUUCAACAUCUCCACUGGGUGUGCCCUUUUGUUUGUUUCAAAGGCCUUCAAGUACUGGUUACUGGUAGUGGUAGAUUUUAACCACUCACGGAUUAUAGGGUUGUGUAGGCUUUACACGACGUGAUUGCUUCUAGACCCGUAGGGUUUGGAGUUUCUGAUGUACAUUUACCAAUUUAAGUGAGCAUUAUUUACUUCUGAAAA